AUGUGUCCCGGUGCCGACUCGGAGCCCAAUGGGCAAACCAAUGGUGCCAAUGGUCUAGAGGGUGAACACCCCGGCUUCACUGGCAUCGAGACCCGCCAGAACCCCCACCCAUCCGUUUCGAGGAAUCCCUACGGCCACAACGUCGGCGUCACCGACUUCCUGAGCAAUGUCUCGCGCUUCCAGAUCAUCGAGAGUACCCUGCGCGAGGGCGAGCAGUUCGCGAAUGCCUUUUUUGAUACCCAGAAGAAGAUCGAGAUCGCCAAGGCUCUGGACGAGUUUGGCGUGGACUACAUCGAGCUUACUAGCCCCUGCGCCUCGGAGCAGUCGCGCCUGGACUGCGAGGCCAUCUGCAAGCUCGGCCUGAAGGCCAAGAUUCUUACUCACAUUCGUUGCCAUAUGGAUGAUGCCCGGAUCGCUGUUGAGACUGGUGUUGACGGAGUCGACGUUGUCAUCGGCACUUCUUCUUAUCUCCGUGAUCACUCCCACGGCAAGGACAUGACCUACAUCAAGAACGCCGCGAUCGAGGUCAUCGAGUUCGUCAAGUCCAAGGGCAUUGAGAUUCGCUUCUCCAGCGAGGACUCGUUCCGCUCUGACCUGGUCGACCUUCUGUCGAUCUACUCCGCCGUGGACAAGGUUGGCGUGAACCGUGUUGGUAUCGCCGACACCGUGGGCUGCGCUUCUCCUCGCCAAGUCUACGAGCUCGUCCGUGUCCUGCGUGGUGUUGUGGGCUGUGACAUUGAGACUCACUUCCACAACGACACCGGCUGCGCCAUCGCCAACGCCUAUUGUGCUCUGGAGGCGGGUGCCACCCACAUCGAUACCUCGGUUCUGGGUAUUGGCGAGCGUAAUGGUAUCACCCCGCUGGGUGGUCUGAUGGCCCGCAUGAUGGUCGCCGACCCCGACUACGUCAAGAGCAAGUACCGCCUGGAGAAGAUCAAGGACAUUGAGGAUCUCGUGGCCGAGGCCGUCGAGGUCAACAUCCCCUUCAACAACUACAUUACCGGAUUCUGUGCCUUCACCCACAAGGCCGGUAUUCACGCCAAGGCCAUUCUCAACAACCCCAGCACCUACGAGAUCAUCAACCCGGCCGACUUCGGCAUGACCCGUUACGUGCACUUUGCCUCGCGCCUGACUGGCUGGAACGCCAUCAAAUCCCGGUCGCAGCAGCUCAACAUUGAGAUGACCGACGACCAGUACAAGGAGUGCACGUCCAAGAUCAAGGCUCUGGCCGACAUCCGCCCCAUUGCUGUCGACGAUGCCGACAGCAUUAUCCGUGCCUACCACCGCAACCUCAAGUCGGGCGAGGACAAGCCUUUGAUGGACCUGACUGCCGAGGAGCAGGCCCAGUUUGCCGCCAAGGAAAAGGAGCUGGCAAUUGAGGCCCAGGCCCAAGCUAGCAAGAUCGCCUAA
Penicillium alfredii is the source of this 1410-nucleotide messenger RNA. It is a transcript of the gene hcsA, whose product is annotated as homocitrate synthase. Gene Ontology annotation, molecular function: homocitrate synthase activity. Gene Ontology annotation, cellular component: mitochondrion. Lineage: Eukaryota; Fungi; Ascomycota; Eurotiomycetes; Eurotiales; Aspergillaceae. The transcript is spliced from 5 exons. The coding region runs from base 1 to 1410 and encodes 469 amino acids. The record is from RefSeq and is a predicted model, not a curated record.